Molecule: messenger RNA, 1669 nt
Organism: Fomitopsis serialis
Lineage: Eukaryota; Fungi; Basidiomycota; Agaricomycetes; Polyporales; Fomitopsidaceae
Product: Peroxin/Dysferlin domain-containing protein
Exons: 4
Coding region: 61-1458 (465 amino acids)
Biological process (GO): peroxisome organization
Cellular component (GO): peroxisomal membrane
Source: RefSeq, a predicted model, not a curated record
AUCCCUCAUCCCAACGACGACGACCCCGAUGCGCUCGACGCAGACCAUCUCAGCAUUACCAUGUCGAAAGCCGUCGUCGAGAGCAAUGCGCCACCACCGCUCGCCGAGUUUCUCAAUACAUUACCGUCGCCAUUGGUCACCGCCCUCGUAGGACUUGCCCCACACAUCGCGCGAAUAAGACGCGUUGCGCAGGUCUUCAGCUGGAAGACGACAUGGGAGGACAGCUGGAUUGCACUGGGAGCACUAUGGGCCAUAUGCCUGUUCGCGGAAGUGGGAGUGAGGUACAUGCUACCUCUGCUCGUUACCUCCUUGGUAGUGUACACAGGUUGGAGACAGAAAGUCAAUACUGCCCCGCAACUCGCUACCGAAGAUAGCCUGCAGCAGACUAUCUCGGACCUCACGACGAUUCACGCCCUGCUGCCCACCGUCUCUCUGCCGACCACUCUACCCCCGACGAAAGUACUCCUACGCGUCCUUGCCAUCUCUUAUGUACCAUACCUCAUUAUCACCUUCUUCAUUCCCCUUCGGGUUCUUCUCGCGCUCGCGGGGACCCUCCUCCUAAGCUGGCGCGCCCGUUGGGUUGGGCUCAUACGGCGCGGCCUCUGGCGCAGCGCACACGUCCGCUGGGCGAUCUACCGCAUCUGGGCCCUUCUCUCUGGUCAACCUCUGUCCCCCAGCCUCGCGUCACUCCGAACAUCUACAUCCGUCUCCACUACCGCUGCAGAACCACCCGCCGAGCAACCCGCCCAAGCGAUCCGCUUCCUCUUCACAGUGUGCGAGAACCAGCGGUGGUGGAUGGGCCUCGACUGGACGGCCGCGCUCCUCCCAGGCGAGCGCCCCUCAUGGUGCUCCGCGUCCCUGCAGCCUGUCCAGCCACCCGCCGUUUUCGCGCUCCCAGCGCCGACCACGGUGUACAUGCGCAACGCCGACGGCACGCGCGUGAAGCGCACGGCGCGCUGGCGCUGGGCCGAACCGGAGUGGCGGGUGGUAGUGCACAAGGAGGGUGAGGCCUCUGCGCGCGUCGAGCGGCCGCUCCCGAAGGAAGAGCCGCAGAGCACGACGGCCAGCAGCGCGGCGAGGAUGUUGAGGGCUGCUGGGAAGAUGCGCGAGGGGAGUGUUGGGGGAAGUCCGGAGCGCCCGAAGGUUAAGGAGAAGGAGGGAGAUGAGGGCGAGCACCAGGGUGGGACUGAGGACGAAGACGAGGAGGAGGAAGUCUUCACCGACCCGGAUGGGUGGGUGUACGCGGAUAACAAGUGGGAAGGUCCAAGUGCGAAGGGCGGGAUGGGCAAGUACACCCGUUACCGACGGUGGACACGCAUCGCGAUCCUUAUCGAGACGGUGGAUCCCGCAGAGCCAGGAGAGACCGGUAUCCAGCGGGAUGACGACGGCGAGUACACGUCCAAUGCACCCUCAGUCGGACUAUCACCAGUAAACGUCACCAGUGCGACUACGUCUUGAGUUGACGGCGCCGACGGGCGUUGUUACUGGAGUGGCAUUCAUCAUCAUGACUGUAUCAACUUAUCUGUUCAAUCUCGUGUACGUCUACUUACGCAUUCUUGUAAUAGCCUUGUUUUGGGACUUGUAUCCCUGAUGUGCAAUAGCCCUGUCUUCGAUAUCUCAAUGGAUACGUACCCCUUGCCAGUUGCUACAAACUGCGACGUUAACCAGC